Messenger RNA from Staurois parvus, 213 nucleotides. The record is from the annotation of a GenBank genome assembly. NCBI's taxonomy places the organism in Eukaryota, Metazoa, Chordata, Amphibia, Anura, Ranidae.
AUGUUUUUUCAUGAAGCCCAGUCUUCACACACAUCAGAGAUCUUACACAGAGGAGAAGUUGUAUACCUGUUUGGAGUGUGGGAAAUGUUUUUCAGAGAAUCCCUUUUCUUCAUAUAUGACAGCGAUCUCAUACGGGGGAAAAGCCAUAUUGGGGAUAAGAGGGUGAGUAAGAGCGGCAAAAGUACUGAGAUUAAUAUAUUGCAUGGGAACUGA